Rotaria sordida is the source of this 666-nucleotide messenger RNA. Lineage: Eukaryota; Metazoa; Rotifera; Eurotatoria; Philodinida; Philodinidae. The record is from the annotation of a GenBank genome assembly.
AUGUUAACCAAUAUUAUUAUUAUUAUUAUUAUUUUUAAUGUUUUCUGCAAUAUACAAUUCACUAGUCAAAUAUCAUUACAAAGUACUCAUAAUAAUCAAUCUAUUACAUCCAUUUCUACUGUAGACAACCAAUAUCGAGGAGCUGCAGUUCAUACGAUAAUUACUGAUAAUCAUAUUGCUAAAAAAUUGAACAAACUUGAUUCACGGACAAUAGGCUUUACAACAGAAACAUCUACAUCUAAUAAUCAAUCAUCUUUUAUUCCUCCAUUUCAAACUAAACGUUUACCAUGUAAUCCUGAUGUUGUUGCACCUGAUGGAUCAUUAGUUCGUAAUUUAUUAACAACAAUUGGAGGUAGUAUGGCACAAUUUUCUCUUCCUCCUGGAAUGACAUCAAAUGCUGUUGAACAUCGAACUGUUUCUGAAAUAUGGUAUUUUCUAUCUGGACAUGGUGAAUUUUGGCGUAAACAAAAUGAUAGAGAAGAAAUUGUAACAGUUGGUGCUAAUGUAUGUAUUACUAUACCAGUUGGUACACAAUUUCAAUUUCGUACAAUUGGACGACGAACUCUUGUAGCAGUAGCAAUUACAAUGCCACCAUGGCCAGGAGGUAAUGAAGCUAUGCUGAGACAAGGUAUUUGGAAUCCAAGUGUUGUUGGAACUGGACAUUGA